Messenger RNA from Psilocybe cubensis, 1650 nucleotides. RefSeq lists its product as uncharacterized. Lineage: Eukaryota; Fungi; Basidiomycota; Agaricomycetes; Agaricales; Agrocybaceae. Gene Ontology annotation, molecular function: GDP phosphatase activity; UDP phosphatase activity. Gene Ontology annotation, cellular component: Golgi apparatus; membrane. The transcript is spliced from 3 exons. The record is from RefSeq and is a predicted model, not a curated record. Gene Ontology annotation, biological process: protein N-linked glycosylation; nucleoside diphosphate catabolic process. Bases 1 to 1650 code for a protein of 549 amino acids.
AUGCUUUCGCCUAGGAGCAGUAACUACGAGCGCUUGGAGGGUGGGCAUGGCCCCUCGAGGACGGGGUCACCCAAGAGAUUUGCAUGGAAGAAAUUUGCCAUCGCUGCAGCUGUGCUCAUAGGCAUAGUAUACCUGUUUGGGCCUCGGGAGACGAAGAAUCUACCCUGGAAGUCAAAAACGACGCCGACAGAUUCAUCCACGUAUCCAUACGAGGACGAUGUGAAAGCAGACCCGGAGCCAAUCGCAGUGCCACCAAAGAUCAUUGAAAAGCCCAAACCGACCGAACUCGUGCACCCAACGAGCUUCGAGACAGACCAUGACCCUGCGCGGACGACACAUUGCACAUCGCCGCACUCGCCAAACGACCCCAUCGUGCAGUACGCUCUCAUGAUCGACGCCGGGUCCACAGGCUCGCGCAUCCACGUCUACAAAUUCAACAACUGCGGGCCAUCUCCUGAAUACGAGUACGAGACGUUCAAGAUGACUCAACCUGGGCUGUCGAGCUACAAAGAUGACCCGGAGGAGGCCGCUCGCAGCCUCGAUGUGCUGCUCGACGAGGCGCUGAGAGUCGUCCCACUCUCGUUGCGCAAGUGCACCCCUGUAGCGGUGAAAGCGACGGCAGGUCUUCGUCUGCUUCCUGGAUCGAAGAGCGCGGAUAUCCUACAUGCCAUUGAGAAGCGACUGCGUGCCCAAUACCCGUUUCAGUUGGCCGCGAAGGAUGGUGUGGUUAUCAUGGAUGGCAAAGAUGAGGGCGUGUACGCAUGGAUCACUGCAAACUACCUGCUCGGGACGAUUAAGGCGGAUGCUCCGAAGGACAUGACAACGCACGCGGUGCUCGACCUCGGCGGUGCGUCGACGCAGAUCGUAUUCGAGCCUGUUUUUACGUCGCCGGACAAGCGUCUUGAAGAGGGCGAGCAUAAAUACGAACUCAAAUUUGGUGGCAGGACGCACACUCUGUACCAGCAUUCCUACCUCGGCUAUGGUCUCAUGCGUGCAAGGAUGCAUGUGCACAGUCUUGUUAACUUUAUGGCGUCGAUCAGAACGCCGUCGGAAAAGGAGAAGAAGGAGAAAAUCAUUGGCAACCCGUGUCUGGGCCGUGGAACGAGGCGUGUGGUGGAAGUGACAGAUGAAGUGACCCAGGUAACGAAGAACGUUACCAUGGAUGGCGAGGAAAUCGGUUCCUUUGAAGCCUGCGACCGGAUCGUACAACUUGUUCUUGCCAAAGACUCGAUCUGCGAAAUGAAACCAUGUUCAUUUAACGGCGUAUAUCAGCCAUCGUUGCUUGACUCUUUCCCUCACGGCAAAGUCCUCCUCCUCUCCUACUUCUAUGACCGCCUUUCUCCUCUCAUCCCAUCCGGCACUCCACUAACUGUAUCUACCAUCGCAUCGACCGCUCGUGACGUGUGCCUUGGCCCGACGAAAUGGCGCUCGCUGCCCUGGGGCAAAGACAAGGAGCUAAUGGAGGAGCUUGAGGGCCGCCCAGAGUGGUGCUUGGAUUUGACGUUCAUGCACGCGCUGCUUCAGCUCGGGUACGAGUUUGCAGACAAGCGGCCUGUCGAUAUUGGCAAACAAAUUAGAGGCACCGAGUUAGGAUGGUGUUUGGGCGCGACGAUUGAAAUGGUUGGAGGAGAGCUUACGUGCAGGGAUUAA